Molecule: messenger RNA, 1520 nt
Organism: Cajanus cajan (pigeon pea)
Lineage: Eukaryota; Viridiplantae; Streptophyta; Magnoliopsida; Fabales; Fabaceae
Source: RefSeq, a predicted model, not a curated record
UUCUGAGAAUUCUUGCCUAAUUUCUAUCAAUUACCUUAUUGUUCACUGGAUUCAAUUCUGUAUUUUGUGAGCUAAUUUUGAACUCAUUUUCUGGGGCGAACAAAUUCCGUCGCUCCCAAGUCACUUGGUAUGACUACUGAUUCGUGGUCUUAGACUAGAAACUUAUCUGAUUUUUAGGGUUUAGGGUUUUCAUUUGUCAUUUUCUUAUCAGCUAGCAUGGAUCUUAAUGAUCUUAACAAGGUAUGGGAAAUUAAGCCGCUCAAAAGAAUUGGAGAAGAUGAAGCGGGGAAGAUUCUAGAAAAGGUAGCCAAGCAGGUUCAACCAAUAAUGCGAAAAAGAAAAUGGAAAGUCAAUGUUCUUUCUGAAUUCUGAGUGCAGUCCUGCCAAUCCAUCACUUUUAGGGCUAAAUAUAGGACCGGGUGCAGAAAUAAAGCUAAGACUUCGGAGGCCUAACCGCGAGUGGGAUUUCUUCCCUUAUGAGCAGAUUCUUGAUACUAUGUUGCACGAGCUUUGCCAUAAUGAACAUGGUCCCCACAAUGCUCAGUUUUAUGAUCUUUUGGAUGAAAUCAGGAAGGAAUGUGAAGAACUGAUGGUUAAAGGGAUUAGCAGCACUGGGAAAGGAUUUGACUUUGACCAUUAUGGGAGACGUCUUGGUGGGUUCUCUGGGCAACCACCUUUGUCAUCACUUCGCCAGACUGCAUUGGCUGCUGCUGAAAACAGAGCACAUCAUAGAGCUUUGCUGCCUUCUGGACCUCAGUAUUUAGGUGGUGAUAAUAAGAUUAAGUCUGCUCUGAGUCCAAUACAAGCUGCUGCCAUGGCUGCUGAAAGGAGACUGCAUGAUGACAUGUGGUGUGGUUCAAAGUCUGUAGGGCGCAAGACUUGUAUACAGGAGAGUACAGGUUCUAUAGGACCUUCUGCAAGAUCUAUUCAAACUUCUGCUGUUCAAUCUGCAUCAGUCAAGGAAACAUUUGAGGGAGCAGAAUGGAAAUGCAUUACUUGCACUUUAUUAAAUAAGCCAUUAGCAUUACUAUGUGAAGCCUGCGGAACACAGAAGCAGAGAGAUGUUUCCAAGUUCAAAGUUUGGUCUUGCAAAUUUUGUACUCUAGAAAACAGUGUUGAUGUAGAUAGAUGCUUGUGUUGUGGAGAAUGGAAAUACUCUCAUGGCCCACCAGUGUCCGUCCGUGGGCCUUACAUUGGCACCUAACUGGACGAAAGUCGAUGAAUCCAUGAUUACUUUGGUAAUGUAGUCACGAGUUUCUACAUCAUUUUAGCGUGACACUGCAUCUGCUGUACGAAGUUUAGAAAUGUAAUUUACGAAUAUAGCUUAAUUAUAUGUUUGAAAGAGUUAAAUUGUGAAAAUAGAGGUACUAGUACUACUGACUAUAAUGUGAUAGGGUUGGUGGUUUGACGAAAUCAAACGGCAUCUAAUAAUCAACCAGCAUGCCACAUCAUUGUAUAAAAAAUUACUGUAGAAAUGUUUGGCUGAAUAGCAUUUUAAAUUCAUGUAUAUGUUCUUGUUA